Epinephelus fuscoguttatus (brown-marbled grouper) is the source of this 8887-nucleotide messenger RNA. RefSeq names its product BAF chromatin remodeling complex subunit BCL11B a (gene bcl11ba). Gene Ontology annotation, cellular component: nucleus. The record is from RefSeq and is a predicted model, not a curated record. NCBI's taxonomy places the organism in Eukaryota, Metazoa, Chordata, Actinopteri, Perciformes, Serranidae. Gene Ontology annotation, molecular function: DNA-binding transcription factor activity; RNA polymerase II cis-regulatory region sequence-specific DNA binding. Bases 1190 to 3727 code for a protein of 845 amino acids. The transcript is spliced from 3 exons. Gene Ontology annotation, biological process: positive regulation of transcription by RNA polymerase II.
AACAAUAGAAAUUUAGCACGCUAUCCAGUAAAUGGGAAAAGUGUGUAAGGAACGGUAAUUUCACACCACAAGCCUGCGUGCAUUUUAAAUAUGCAAAAUGUCCAGCAUCCUGUGGACGAGGUACGGAGGUCCUUCGGGUCAGAACUGAACAGAAAUUAAUCCCGUUCCAAUACUCAUGGGACACCGGGAGAUGACUUGAGCGACUCUGACCACUGCCGCCGUGAGCGCCACAUGCCCGUGUGUGUGUGUGUGUGUGUGUGUGUGUGUGUGUGUGUGUGUGCGCGCGCGCGUGUGUCAGUGUGUGUGAAAGCCACCACUAGUCGCCCCCAGUGCUCUUCAGUCUCCACUCUCCCUUCUCACCGCAGAUUGAACGUCACGUCCGCACUUGAACUUGAGUUUUCUCCCAUUGUAGAAGCCAGAGAGCCGCACAGAGCCGCACAGAGCCGCACACAGUCCGGGGAUGCGGGACUCUGCAGACAGCACAAACAGAAAGGAGGGUGGCAGUCUGUCCUCAAACCAGCACUGGGCUUUGACUUAAACAGUUAAAGUCUAACCUGCCCGCCUAACUGGCACUGCCAGUGCAACACAAGAAGUGCCCACCACUUAGCGACACACCGAGAAGUACCGAGAAGGAAAUUGGAUUCCUAUUUCACACACUUUCAGACGUUAAUUGGCGUCAUUUCACCUGCGUUCUCCGGACAGGGACGUGCGGUGUCCAGGGUGGCUGGAGAGUGGACACAGGUAGUGACUGUCCAUCAGGAGGUGAACGCCGACCUCUCGCAUCUUGCCGCGUCGCUCCUCCACUCCACUGCACUCCACUCCGUUCUCCGCUGUCCUCUGACAGAUGGUGUGAAAGGCAGAGCCGGACUAACCUCCUCCCUCAUCACCAGAAGGGAGGCGCGCAACCGCUUUGGCACCGAACUCCGACCGACCGACCGACCGCCCGGCCGCCCAGCGCUGCGCCUGGUCGGUCACCGCAGAGCACAGGAGCCGCUGUUCGCUGGAGGGAGAUCCAUUGCACAGGGGUCAGUUCGAGGGCCACACCUGGGGCCGGUGCAGAGCGGUCAGUUUGGGGUGGCAGGCGUGCGGUCGGUUUUGGGGGCAGUUUGCGGCCGGUAUACAGGAGCAGCAGGAGAGCCGACCCUUCCAACACCGCUCUCCGGGCAAUGCCAGUGUAAAUGCCACGGCGAUGUCCCGACGCAAGCAAGGGAACCCACAGCACCUGUCCCAGAGAGAAAUAACAUCGGAGGUUGAGCAUCCAGAUGGCAGUCUGCUCUCCGACUCUCUAUCCCUACACCCACUCCGCCUGCCCUCUCACCCACUUGGCCUACCUCCCCACUCGUUGGACCCUAGUCUGGCCCAUGCCCUACCACCCGGCCUCCACGCAGACCACGACCUGCUGACCUGUGGCCAGUGCCAGAUGACCUUCCCGCUGGGCGACAUCCUCCUCUUCAUUGAGCACAAAAAGAAGCAGUGCCAAACACCGUUGCUGGCCAAUGGCUGCUACGAUAAGAUGACUGAUAGGGGAGGAGGAGGAGGAGGAGGGGGGGGGGGGCCAACUCCACAGAGCCUUCAUCAGCACACACAGCGUGGGGAACUGAGGAAAGUGGUUGAGCCUGUGGAAAUCGGCAUCCAGGUGACACCGGAGGAGGAAGAGGAGGCAGGAAGAGGUGAGAGGGGAGAGAGGACACCCAUCAAAGGAAUUUGCCCCAAGCAGGAGAACACACCAGCAGGUGGCAGGGAUGAGCCUUCCAGUUAUAUAUGUACCUCAUGUAAGCAGCCCUUCCCCAGCGCCUGGUUCCUGCUGCAGCAUGCCCAGAACACCCAUGGCAUUCGCAUAUACCUGGAGUCCAACCCCUCCAGCACAGCCCUCACCCCACGCAUCACUAUGCCUCCACCUAUGGGCAAUGACUCCAUCCCGCAGUCCCCCCUCACCAACUUUCUUGGGGACAACAACCCCUUCCACCUGCUGAGGAUGGCGGGCCCCCUGCUCCGGGAGCCUCCCCCAGGCUUUAUAGAGAACCGCCUCCCCAACACACCUCCAUUUGUCAGCCCGCCUCCCCGUCACCACCUCGACCCCCAUCGGCUGGAACGUCUUAGCGCAGAGGAAAUGGGCCUCAUCUCACAGCACCCCAGUGCCUUUGAGAGAGUGAUGCGGCUAACGCCCAUGGCCAUGGAGUCCCAGUCAAUGGACUUCUCCAGGCGGUUACGUGAGUUGGCAGGGAACAACAACAGCACCACACCACCACUGUCACCCAGCAGGGCCAAUCCUAUGCACCGACUGCUUAACCCCAACCCCUUCCAGCCCGGUCCAAAAUCACCCUUUCUGAGUACCCCCCCCUUACCGCCGAUGCCACCAAACAGCACCACCCCUCCUCAGACACAGAAUAAGGUCAAAUCCUGUGAGUUCUGUGGUAAAACCUUUAAAUUCCAGAGCAACUUGGUGGUGCAUCGGCGCAGCCAUACUGGAGAAAAACCAUACAAGUGCCAGCUGUGUGACCAUGCUUGCUCUCAGGCAAGUAAGCUGAAGCGCCACAUGAAGACCCACAUGCACAAGGCUGGAUCCCUGACAGGGCGCUCAGAUGACGGACUGUCCACCACAAGCUCCCCAGAGCCAGGCACCAGUGAUGGCACAGGUGAAGGCAUGAAGAAUCGUGAUGGGGACUUCCAGGGGGAAGGCAAUGAGGAGGAAGAUGAAGAGGAGGAAGAAGAGGAACUGGAGAAUGAGAGUCGACCAGAAUCCAACUUCAGCAUGGAGUCUGAGUUCUACCGUAACAGGGAAAAUGGUUCUAAACCACCCUCAGAGGAGAAGUCGUCAAUAACUCUUGAGAAGAUGGUUGAAGGUGGGGGGCUCAACUCUAUACAGCAGUACAAUAAUUUGAUAGUUGACAAUCGUAAAAGGAUGCCCUUCUCCAAGAGGGGCUCGGAAGGCCAGCGGGACACUGGUGAUGAGGAUUCAGUGGCUGGGGAGAUGGACCACCACCAGCAGGAAGAGAGGACAACCAUUAACGGCCGGAACUGUGGCUCGGGCGACUCUUUCUCAGGCCUGUUUCCCCGUAAGCCAACCCCUAUCACCAGCCCCAGCCUGUCCAACUCCUCAAAUAAACGCAUCAAGAUUGAAAAGGACUUGGACAUUCCAGCACCCCACAUUCCCUCUGAGAAUGUCUACUCUCAGUGGUUGGUGGGCUAUGCUGCGUCCCGCCACUUCAUCAAAGACCCUUUCCUAGGCUUCACUGACUCCAGACAAUCUCCCUUCGCAACCUCCUCUGAGCACUCAUCCGAGAAUGGCAGCCUAAGGUUCUCAACACCUCCGGGUGACCUGCUGGAUGGAGGCCUGUCAGGCCGCAGCGGCACCGCAAGUGGAGGCAGCACGCCUCAUCUGGGUGGAGGCCCAGGUCGGCCUAGCUCCAAGGAUGGCAGAAGGUGUGACACCUGUGAAUACUGCGGCAAGGUAUUCAAGAACUGUAGCAACCUGACAGUGCACCGGCGCAGUCACACUGGUGAGAGGCCCUACAAGUGUGAGCUGUGCAACUAUGCCUGCGCCCAGAGCUCCAAGCUCACGCGCCACAUGAAGACACAUGGCCAGCUUGGUAAGGAGGUCUACCGCUGUGACAUUUGCCAAAUGCCCUUCAGCGUGUACAGCACUCUGGAGAAACACAUGAAAAAGUGGCAUGGAGAACAUUUGAUGACCAAUGAGGUCAAAAUUGAACAAGCAGAGAGAAGCUAAACCAGGUUCUCUGUUCCCAAACUCUGCAACACACUUUGACUUAAAAAAUAAACAAAAUGGGGUAGCUGGAUACUCUUUUUCUGAAAUGUUAAUUUUGGGUUAUAUUAGUGUUUUUAAGAAACUGCCAACUGAGGAAAAAAAGUGAAAACAUUGAUCCUAACACCAAUUGAAGCUGUCUAAACUGCCUCAUUUGGGGUUCCUUUUUAAACAAUCAGCCAGUUGAGUUAUGACAUAUGUGGAGCCUUUAACUGUGCAAUAAUUUCUCUAUUUAUUGUAUUUUGUAUUUUGGCAUGUGCAGGUACAUUAUUAUUUAGGCUUUUUUUAAAAAAUUGUUUUACUUUAAAUUUGCGUUUUAAGCUGUUUUUUUUUUUUUUUUUUGAAAAACCCACAUGAUAUCCUGAGAGUUUUUUUAGAAGGCAAAAGUCCAUUUUAAGAAAUCUUUUUUGGCCGCUGCUUGUAGGAAAUUGUAUAUUAAGCUAAAUGUGUGAUUUCUUGAAGAGAAGCUGAAUUCAAUCUUCAAUUUGAAACUGAGAAUGCUAGAAUUAGUCUAUUUUGUGUGAUGAUGAUACGCGGACAACAAUCCUUUGGCAUUGUAGCAUGAACUAAGUUUAAAACAUGUCAAUAUAAUUGAAUAUGUAGCACUGAGCGUCAUAUUUGACAGUAAAUCCAAAAUCUAGGAGGAUCCCAAGGUUCAAAAACCCUGUCUCCUCCUGAAUCCAUCAUUCCAGUCAGAAGAAACAGAUUUUAGAUAAGGCAGCUGCUGACUGGUUUGUACCAAGCCCUGACUACGCUACGACAACCAUCCCUCAUUUACUAUCCCCCAUCCCCAUCUUACCUACAUUCAUACUUCCAUGUAUUAUAUUUUUGCAUGCAGCCAUAUGAUCUAGGCUAUAUUAUUUAUUUGGAGUCAACUGAGCAUGAAGCCAUGCAAUAUGAGUAUACGUAAAGAUAAAUAGAAGAAUGAGAAAGAGUUAGCACAGGGGCAUCUCAGGGUAAACUGUACUGCUUUUUUGAUUUACCCAUUAAUUCAUUUGCCUCCAGAAGCUUUUCCAUUUUAUCAGGUUUAAAUAAUUAGGGACAGUUGUGUCCUCUACAGCAUCCUGUGCUGCCCUCUGUCCCCCCCAACCCAGUCUCACUCUGAAGUUGUCAAAUACCGGUGCUUGGUCAGUGACUUCUGGUGUCAGACAUGGACUAAAAAAAGCCAUCAUUUCACAUUGGCAUGAUAUGCGGCUGGUCGCUGUUAUUGUUAAAUGGUGCCUGGCGGAGUCGGGGAAAAUGUGGCAGGACAGCAAUGAAAGUUAAGGCAGCAGAAGUCCAAGUAGGGCGGGUGGUAGGUGUGGUAGAUGGGUCCAACAACCACUGACUUUCACCCGGGAGGCCGGUGUUCGCUUCCCGUAAGACUGAAAAGUCAAACCAUGUUCCUUUUUCCUAAACCCAACCAAGUGUGUGUUGGCUUAAUGUAAUCAUGUGCAUUUGUUUAAAAAACAACAACAACAUUAAUUUCAGGUGUUGUACCAACGUAGUGCGUUCAUUUUGAAAGAGACUGUAUGCAAACUGUUCAUUUCCUGUGAAAAUGGAAGUGUAUUUUAAAAACAGACAACGCAUGUAACAUGCAAGAUUUUGACCUGACAUCCCAGAAAGUCAACAACCAAUGCACCUAUGGUACCUUGCACGUCAUAUGUCGAUGUGGAAAGUCCGUGGCCAUACGUUGAUAUGUGACGAGGUUGGAAUGAGAAUGUGUUGGUCCCCCCUACCAAGCUCAUGCCCAAACUUUAUCUUCAUUUCAAAGUGAUUAGACUUGUUUAUAUUUGAAUUAAAAUGAUCACAUCAUUUAGUUUAGAGAGGGUUAAAUGUAUAUGCAUACAUAGCAGAACUAGAUUUCGGAGGAAAAUUUAUAAUUCUCAGAUUUUAUUGUUGAGAUUUAUAAUAAUCAACAUCCCUAUGCAUUUUUCAGGCUAAAAUAUCUUACAAUUUGUUCAAAAGUGAUACAGUAAAUUUAAAUUGUAUUGUUAUAAUGAUUCUAUAAUUGUAUCAUCUGAUUCCUGAAGUCACCUCAACAGGAAUAGAGAUCCCUCAAAGUUUCACCAUCAGUUGUGGGACAGUUUUAUGUGGAAGAGGAAAUAUAUAUAUAUCAGUGUGUGCUGAAGUAGUACGACUAAUAGUUACAAAAGCAGCAUCAGUUCACUCCAUGCCCCUUCCUUCUUUUAAAUCCAGGGUUCCCACGGUCAUGGAAAACCUAGAAAAGUCAUGGAAUUUCACAAUUAUGUUUUCCAGUCAUUGAAAAAGGCAUUAAAGUCGUCAUUGGAAAAGUUAUGGAAUUUCAUUGUGUAUAAUGAAAAUGUUACAAUAAUCUUUUGUGGAUAUACUACCUCCAUACAAUGUAACAUUAACUUAACAUAGUUUGUUUUGUUUACCAUCUUGUACGUUUCAUCAUCUUUGCCUUGGGUUCCUCUCUCCCUCCACUUAUGCCAGUUUGCUAACAUUAUGUUUGAAUAAGGUUCAAAUCGAUAUGUUUGAAAAACACCAGACAAGUGAGGCAAGUAAAAAAACAACAACUUUAUUAUGGGUUCUUGAAACGUCAUGGAAAAGUCUGGAAAGUUUGUCAAUUGAAAAUAUGUGGGAACCCUGUAAAUAUCAUAAUCCCUGUUUUCAUUAGGCCCCACCCACCUUUAGAGUGGCACUUUUUUCUUUUGAAAUCAGAUCAGAUUUGGAUGCUGUCAAUGUAUAAAUUCAGAGCUCUGAACAACAGACCCGCACACACACACACACACACACAUACACACACACACACACACACACACACACACACACACACACACACACACACACAGAGCUGGACAAAAAAGGUACUAUAGGGUCUAGAGCUUGGGAUCUCCUGACGCUGAAGUGCCCAGGGUUAUUAGGCUAGGCUUUCCCAAUGCUGGCACUAUAAACUGAAAAAUAUUGAAAAAUUAUAUUUAUUUGUGACAGUUUUUGUACUGCCAUUCAAUUUGACAUGAGUGUGCCUUGAAUAAUGAUCUUCCUAUUUAAUGUCUCAGACAAAUGCAACUCUUUUUAUGAAGGAUCAAAUUGAACAAGAAAAAAAUGUAAAAUUCCUUGCUGAGGCUGCUGCCCCCGCGACCCGGACCUGGAUAAGCGGAGGACGACGACGACGAAAAAUGUAAAAUUGUGUUAUCUUAAACUUGAAAUUUGACAUUUCAACAGAACUAUAUAAAUCAGUACAAAUGAAACAAUGCUGAGUUUAGGUUUAGGAGUACCCAGCACAAUAUCAGUGUGUCUGUGUGUGUAUAUAUGUAUGCAUAUGUACAUAUAAAGGCACAAACCUAUAUAUAGAUAUAUAUCAAAUUCCAUUCAUGAGGACAAGAGUCUGUCCCACAACAGAAAAUUUCAGGAGUGGACAAAGCCACACAAAUAGUCAAGGAAGAGACUCAACAAAAAUCAGGAAAUGCAGAAACUAAAAAAGAAUUUAGUGCACUCUGUCUUAAAAUAAGUUUACAGUAUUGAAACAAGUACAAGGGUAAAAUAAUAUUUGUGUGUAUGUGUGUUUUAAACAAACGAGUAUUUUUUUUUCCAGGUUUGCUUCUAAAGUUUCUCUGAAUGCCGUAGUGGCAAUGUGUAUAUUGGUUUUUUUUUUUGUUUUUUUUCUUCUUCUGUUUUUUUGGUGACGGGGUUUUAGUAAAUAUAUAAAUAUACAUGAAUAUAUAUUACAUUUUUCUUGUUUACUGUAAAAGUAUACCAGUAUUUGUAAUAUUGGAAAAUGCCUGGGCAUUUUACAAAAAUAGAAAAAAGAUUGUUUUUUAUUUUUUAUUUUGCAGUCCAAUUUAAAUUGUGGGUCUCUUAAACUGUUUUUGUCACUGUAACUGUAAAAGUCUUGAGUUUUAGUAACUUUUAUUCUGCCUUGGGUGUAAUGAAAUAAAAAAUAAACAAAUUAAAAAAUGACUGAGCUGUAACAAACUUGGAUUUGGUGGUGGGAUGGCUGUUGGGGUUGGGGUAGGGUUGGGUGGAUGAGUUUUCUCCCGUAGAAAUGACAGGACAUUAGUUCUGCUUUUCAAGAAAAACACACUGAGAAUCCUGACUUUUAUCUAUUUUUCUUCUUCUGGAAUCGAUUAUUCUUUAUGGAUGUUUUGAAAUACAUCUGUAGGCACUUACUGUCUUUUCUAAGGAGCUUGUCUUUUUUAACUUCUGGGCUAUGUGCAUCCUUUUGUGAAUAGAGUACUCUGAGUACCUCGGGACAUCUUGCUCUUAUAUCAGGUGCAGGGGGGAGGGUGACAUCAUGUCAGUGACAAGAUACAACUCACAGGAUGUCACAAGCUAUUUGCCCUCUCACUGGGCAGGAGACAUAACCUGAUGAAUUUGUACUGUUGUAAUGAGUCACAUUGUACAGAAGGGGAUCAAAAGGUUGUGUGAUGACCUUUCAAUGACAAAAACACAAGUCAGUGUUUUUUUUUUGCCACUCCAUUGGUUGUACAUAGUUUUCUAUGAAUACACUGUUUUCAUUUUGUUGACAGUUUCUUUUUUUUCUUUUUGUUUGUUUGUGAUUUUUAUCUGGCACUGGUGGCAACCUUCUGUGUCCUGGGGGGGGGGGGGGGCAGACCUCCAUGUCAGUUUUCAAGCGCAUGCCUCCUCCCUUGAUAAUUCUCGGCAUGAGAACAGAGCACAAAUACAAGCUGUUACAACUGAACAGAGAGGGACCGUGGAAACACACUGAUGGACAUUAAUGUGAAAUAUUGUUCACAAACUUUGAAUUUCUGCUUUAUGCAUAUUUUAGUAGAAUCCUGAAAACAUAUUAACUCCAAACACAUUUACUCCUGCUGACACUGACCACAAACCCCACUAUCAUAUGAACAACUGCAAAUCAAAGAAGAAAACAAACUGACCAUAUUCCAUUCUUUUAGUGCUUUAAAAAAAAAUGUAUAGAGGAUGGGUGGUGCUUCAACAAAACCCUGAAAGCUACUGAAGUUCCCACCAGCAGCACCUCUCUAAAAGAAGCAGGUUUGCAUCUCUACUGUCAGCCACUUCCUGAUAGUUAAUUUUAACCUGAUUUUAUUGGCUUUCCCAUGAGGUCCUCCAGUCAAAAUCAAAUUGAGUCUACUUUCCAUAUUAUCAACUAACUUUAGAUUUUCAUGUUUGUAUAAAAAAAAAACAAAAAAAAAAAACAGC